Molecule: messenger RNA, 2004 nt
Organism: Lactuca saligna
Lineage: Eukaryota; Viridiplantae; Streptophyta; Magnoliopsida; Asterales; Asteraceae
Source: the annotation of a GenBank genome assembly
AUGAGAUUCACAAAAUUUCUGCAAAUUCAAAUUCCACCCGCCACUGCGCAAACCAUUCACCACCACCUCCCGAAUGGACUCAACUACGCCGCAUACGGCCGCCUCAUCCAACACUGCACCAACCACCGUCUCAUCCGCCAAGCUAAGCUCCUCCAUGGCAAACUCAUUCUCUCCUCCGUCACCCUCGAUAACUUCUUGGCUUCAAAACUCAUCACUUUUUACUCUAAAACCAACAACCUUUUCGAAGCCCACAAGGUGUUCGACCAAAUUCUCAACAAGAACACUUUCUCUUGGAACGCAUUGCUCAUGGGCUACUCAAUGAACAACAAGCACCCAGAUACACUGAAGCUUUUCCGGAGUUUCUUAUCUGCCUCUUCGAUGUCUGUAAAACCAGAUAAUUACACUGUUACAUGUGUGUUAAAAGCUUUGUCCUCGUUGGGUUAUGAAUCAAGCUUCGCUAAAACAUUUCACUGUUAUAUCAUCCGGAACGGGUUAGAUUCCGAUAUCUUUGUGGUAAAUGCUUUGAUAACUUUCUACUGUAGGUGUGAUGAGAUUGAUACAGCAAGAACGUUGUUUGAUCUUACACCUGAUAAAGAUCUCGUCUCCUGGAAUUCAAUGAUGGCAGGGUAUUCACAAGGAGGAUUCUACGAAAAAUGCAAAGAAUUAUAUUCAAAGAUUUUAAGCUUGGAAGACAUAACACCAAAUGAGUUCACAGUAAUCAGCAUCCUCCAAGCAUGUGCACAGUCGAACGAUCUAAAUUUAGGUAUGAAAGUUCAUAAAUUUGUGAUAGACAAUCAAAUCCAAACAGAUCUUCCAGUUUGCAAUGCGUUCAUCACAAUGUUUGCCAAAUGUGGCAGUUUGGACUACGCUCACCAACUGUUCGAUGAAAUGUCUGAGAAAGAUGAGAUUAGCUAUGGCUCUAUAAUAUCAGGGUACAUGCUACAUGGCUUUGUAGACAAAGCCAUGAAGCUUUUCAGGGAAAUGAAAACACCAGGUUUGAGUACAUGGAAUGCUGUAAUCUCAGGUCAUUUUCAGAACAAUCAGUAUGAAAAGGUAAUCGAUUUACUCCAUGAGAUGCAAGAAAACAGAUUCAAACCAAACACUGUAACACUCUCAAACAUUUUUCCUACACUUUCACAUUUAUCAAAUCUAAAAGGAUCAAAAGAAACACACGCAUACGCAAUCAGAAACAGUUAUGACACAAACAUCUAUGUAGCAACAGGGAUUAUCGACACCUAUGCUAAAUUAGGUUUUCUCAAUGGGGCCCACAUAGCUUUUAACCAAUCAGAAAAGAGAAGUGUAAUCAUCUGGACAUCAAUAAUCUCAGCAUAUUCUUCACAUGGUGAUGUAAACUCAACACUUGAUCUAUUCAAUCAAAUGAUAAAAGAAGGCAUAUAUCCAGAUCCUGUGACAUUCACAUCUGUAUUAUCAGCUUGUGCUCAUUCUGGAUAUGUAAAUGAAGCUUUUAGGGUAUUUGAAAGCAUGUUACCUAAAUACAAUAUUCAUCCAUCCAUGGAGCAUUAUGCAUGUAUAGUAGGUGUUUUAACUAGGGCUUUGAAGCUACAUGAAGCUGUGGAGUUCAUAAAGAAAAUGCCUUUUGAAGGUAGUGAAAAAGUUUGGGGUGCAUUGCUUCAUGGGGCUUCGGUUUGUGGUGAUGUUGAAAUUGGGAAACUUGCUUUUGAUCAUUUGUUUGAAAUUGAGCCUGAAAAUACAGGAAAUUAUGUAAUAAUGGCAAAUUUAUAUUCACAAGCUGGGAGAUUUGAAGAGGCUGAAAAUGUUAGGGUGAUGUUGAAUAAAUUUGGGUUGAAAAAGAUUGCGGGUUGUAGUUGGAUUGAAACGCCAGGUGGCAUGCAAAGUUUUAUAGCUAAAGAUUUAUCGAAUGAAAGAAGUGAUGAAAUGUAUGUGAUUUUGGAUGGAUUAUUUAACUUGAUGAAAGAAGAAAGUGAAGAUUUUUAUGAGGGAAGUGAUUGUUGUUUGGAAUCAAAUCAUUUGAUCAUAGUAUAG